ACUCUGUCACCCAGGCUGGAGUGCAGUGGUGUGAUCACGGCUCACUGCAAUCUCUGCCUCCCAGAUUCCAGCGAUUCUCAUGCCUUAGCCUCCUGAGCAGCUGAAAUUACAGACGUGCGCCACGAUGCUUGGCUAAUUUUUUGUAUUUUAAGUAGAGAUGGGGUUUCACUAUAUUGGCCAGGCUGGUCGUGAGCUCCCGGCCUGAAGCAGUCUGCUCACCUCAGCCUCCCAAAGUGCUGAGAUUACAGGCGCUAGCCACUACGCCCAGUCACAAAAUUCUUUAAAGAAGCCAAUUCCAUCCUCCCUCAGGAACCAAGGGGCCACCUCACCCUCUUGUUACAGCAGAUCCCGCCUCCCACAGUCACCCUUCUCCCAAGAGCAAUCUCUCUGACCUGCAUGGUGCGUGGUGCCCUCCUGCCUCAGGCCGCGAAGAAGGAUCUAAGGGCUUGGCUUGUUUGAAAGAACCAGACCCCCUAAAGUCACAUCUUUAGGGAAAGUGAUACAAGAGCUUCUGCACCUCCUGAUAGAGGAAGUCCAAAGGGUGUGCACACACAAUGGUGCCUGAACGAGAGCCUCAAGACCGAGAGAAAGGAGUCUGGCGGUUCCAGCUGAAGGUCUGGUCUGUGGCAGUUGUAUGCAUCUUGCUCCUGUGUGUCUGUUUCACUGUGAGUUCUGUGGUGAGUCACAAUUUUAGGUAUAGCAAAACUGUCAAGCAGCUGUCCAAGUUACAAGAGUAUCAACAGUAUUAUCCAAGCCUGACCUGCAUCAUGGAAGGAAAGGACAUGGAAGAUUGGAGCUGCUGCCCAACCCCUUGGACGUCAUUUCAGUCUAGUUGCUACUUUAUUUCUACUGUGAUGCAGUCUUGGACUGAGAGUCAAAGUAACUGUUCUGUGAUGGGGGCUGAUCUGGUGGUGAUCAACACCAACGAAGAGCAGGAUUUCAUCAUUCAGAAUCUGAAAAUAAAUUCUGCUUAUUUUCUGGGGCUGUCAGAUCCAGAGGGUUGGCGACAUUGGCAAUGGGUUGAUCAGACACCAUACGAUAAAAAUGUCACAUUCUGGCACUCAGGUGAACCCAAUAACCUUGAUGAGCGUUGUGUGGUAAUAAGUUUCCGUUCAGAAGAAUGGGGCUGGAACGAGGUUCACUGUCAUGUACCUCACAAGUCAAUUUGCGAGAUGAAGAAGAUCUACAUAUAAAUGAAAUAUUCUCCAUGGAAAUGUGUUUUGUUGGCAUCCACCAUUGUAGAAAGCUAACUUGAUUUUUUAAUUUCUGUGUAAGUUUUGUACAAGGAAUGCUCCUAAAAUUUUUCAGUAGGCUGUCACCUAUUACACUUAUGAUAUAAUCC
Molecule: messenger RNA, 1342 nt
Organism: Rhinopithecus roxellana (golden snub-nosed monkey)
Lineage: Eukaryota; Metazoa; Chordata; Mammalia; Primates; Cercopithecidae
Gene: CLEC4C
Product: C-type lectin domain family 4 member C
Exons: 7
Coding region: 555-1193 (212 amino acids)
Source: RefSeq, a predicted model, not a curated record